AUGACUGGAGUUUUGAACUGUUUAAAGAUAGCUAUUCUAACAAGGAACUCAUUUGCAAGCAGUGGUAUUGAAAGAUUGAUAAACUCUGAGAAAAUAGAAAAAAUUGAAUCUACUGCAUUACAAAGUACAAAUAUACUUACAAAAAUUGAUGAUUUAAGCAGUCUAACUACCAUUGGAAUGGGUGCUUUUUAUUAUAGUGGAAUUCAAGAAAUAUUUCACUUAGAUAAAUUGACAGCAAUAGGUAAUUAUGCAUUCUCUAAAUGUUCUAAUUUGCAAGGAACAUUUAAUCUUAGUUCUGUUUCAUCAAUUGGUCGUGGUUCCUUUAAUGAUUGUCCUUCUUUGUGA
This is a messenger RNA of Trichomonas vaginalis G3, 345 nucleotides long. Its product is annotated as ribonuclease inhibitor domain-containing protein. NCBI's taxonomy places the organism in Eukaryota, Parabasalia, Trichomonadida, Trichomonadidae. The coding region runs from base 1 to 345 and encodes 114 amino acids. The transcript has a single exon. The record is from RefSeq and is a predicted model, not a curated record.